Molecule: messenger RNA, 1794 nt
Organism: Fonticula alba
Lineage: Eukaryota; Rotosphaerida; Fonticulaceae
Exons: 1
Coding region: 1-1794 (597 amino acids)
Source: RefSeq, a predicted model, not a curated record
AUGACGCAGGCCCCCAGCGAGGCCGGCCGGCCGGCUUCGCCCUUCCCUCUUCGCCAGGCCCCGCCGCCGGAGGAAGCAGGGCCACUGCUGCCCGGGCUGGACCUGGGGGCGGACCUGGCCGCGCGGGCGCAGCGUCUGCCGGCCCUGGCCCGGCGGACCCUGCGGCUGUUCCUGGCCGGCCGGCUGAGCCGGCUGGAGUACCAAAACCGCAUGGGCUGCAUCUUGAUGGAUGCGGCCGCGGCGCGGAGCAUCGCCGCGGCGGCGGCCGGGCUGGAGGUCCGCGCGGCCCUGUCGGCGGGGCCCGGCCCCGCGCGCGGCCCGGCGGCGGUGCCGACGCGCCCGCGCCGGCGCGACGUGCGCCUCAUGGUGCGCGAGUGGAACGACGUCAUCUUGCAAAUCCUGGCCGCCGUACGGCGGCUCUUCCUGGCCGCGCGGCCGCGGGUUCUCGAGCCCGGCCCGGGGCGCGGGUCGGCCGCCGGGCCGGGCGGGGCGCUGCUCGGCCCCGGCGGCCCCGGGCACCCGGGCCCCGGGGGGCUGCUCCUGGCCGGCGGCGGUGCUGGCGGCCACUCCGCCGGGCCGCUGGUCCUGGGGGCGUCACUGGCCCCGGGGCUGGAGGCGCUGCGCGCGCUGCUGCUGGAGGCGGGCGUCGCCUCGGCGGAUCUGGCCGGGCUGACGCUGCCGGCCGUGGCCGCCCUCCAGCGCAUGCACCAGACCCUGGAGUGGUGCGGGGCCGGCGUGCCGCCGGCCAUUGGCCGGGCCUCCAGUAGCGGCAGCCGCAGCAGCAGCAGCAACAGCCGCCGGAGGCUCCUGGCCCCGGCCCGGUCCAUAGCCCGGCUGGACCCGCGCGACCGGGGGUUCCUGGUGCGCCGGGCGCGCGCGCUGCUGGACCCCGCCGGGGCCGGGACGCCGGCCGCGCUGGACCGAGCGCUGGCCCUGCUGGACAGCCGCCACGGCCAGCAGGUGGGCCUGCUCGGGACCCUGUCACCGGCGGCCACCGCCGGGCUGGCGGGCUCGACGCCCGAGCGCCUGGGGUUGGGCGGUGCGGGCGCCGCCCCGGGCCCGGCCGGCCCCGGCACCGGGCCCCCCCCGCCGCCGCCCGGGCAGUAUGUGGUCCCGGCGCACGACGCCCCGAUCGGCGCCCCGUGGAGUCUGGACCGGCCGCCGGACGCGGUGUGGUCGGCCGGCGGCGGGACCAGCCUCUGGGAAUCGGCCUUCGCCCUGUCGGCGCCGCAAUUGGCCCUGCGGCAUGGCGAUCCGGCGGCGCCCCGGCCCUGGUGGUGGACGGUCGGCUCGACGCUCGAGGAGGACCUGGCCCGGCUGGCCGGCGCCCCGGCCGGCGACCCGUCGGAUGAGGGGUCCUCGCCGGCGCCACCGCCAGGCGACGGGGGCUUUGUCCCGGGCAUGGCCCUGGCCGGGCUGGUGGGCCGGUGCCUGGGCCCGGCCGCCGCCGCCGAGGGGGUGUCCCUCCCGCCGGCCGGCAGCCUCAGUCGCCUGGAGCUCGAGAGCCUGCUGGGCCGGGCGCUGGAUGUGUUCGUGCGUGGCCGCGUGGAGGCCCUGCUGGGGGCGGUGUACCUGCCGCCGGGGCGCCGGUCGGUGUGCCUCGGCCGGCGCACGGUCGCCGCCGCGGCCGACGUCUUCCCGGUGGCCGGCUCCCGCCAGGCCACCAGCCACCUGGCCAUGGCGCUGCACCUGGCGGCCGAGGGCAACUCCCCGGCGGCGCCCCGCCGCGACCCGGCCUUCUACCGGUCCCGGGCGCGCCCCAUCAGCCGGCACCGGCUGUUCGGCCGGCUGUGA